UGGGAUUUGGAUUAUCAGGCGGAAUCCAGAACCAUGGUGGAUGCCCAAGACAAAGAAUCAGCACCAAAAGAAAGUGCACCAGAAGUUGAUUUGUACAGGGACACACCAAUUAGACUAUUAGGCUAUGCCAAUGAAGUUGGCGAAGCAUUCAGAGUGUGGGUAUCACCAUUCUGGGUGAGAGCAUCCUAUGGAUUGUCCAGUGCCUAUGUCUUGGCAGACACCUUUGAUAAAGGAAUUAAAGCAGCCAAGCGUCCUCUGGCGUCGGAGGCGGACCGGCGCACACACGUGCUGCACGUGUCGGUGGACACGCUGCUCUGGCAGGCGCUGGCCUCCGUCAUCGUGCCCGGCUUCACCAUCAACCGGGUGUGCGCGGCCACCUUCUGGGCUCUGGGGCGCGGCUCGCGGCUGCCGCUGGCCGCCCGCAAGCGGCUCACCACGGCCGCCGGCCUGGCGGUGAUACCGCUGAUCGUGCGGCCCAUCGACGUCCUGGUGGACGCCACGCUUGACCGCACCUACCGCAAGGUGGCCCACGUGGAGCCCGACGAGCGCAGCCGGGGACACUGACGGCCCGGCCGCGCCGUCCGGCGGGGCGAUAGCGUAGAUAUGUUAUUAGGUUCCUUCUGCGAUCGAUGCUGAUAGAGUUGGUGAUUUUGGAAUCAUGUAGAUGAAGAUUUAGAUAGUUCCUUUGGUUUAUUGCUUUACCCUAGUUUGUUAGUGUUGAAAACAAAGCACAUGGAACACAUGAGAUGUGAAAGGAGUCAUGCGAUGGGGUUGUUGUACAGCUUUGGUAGCUCUUUAAAUACUGCAUGAACGAUUUGACAUGGUUAAUUACUGACCAUUGCACAAAAUGCAUUCGACACUUUUUGGGGUUCUUGGGGACUGGCCAGCUCAUCGAGCUUUUUUCAUCAUUUCCCCCCCCCCCCCAUAAUCUGUUUUAUAGCCUGGUACGUAAGGUGUGUACCUCAGCCAGACGCAGGUUAUGAUAAAGCAAUGUUACGUGCUUGGAGUCUGCUCAAUAGUACCCCAUAGCAAUAGCUGUAUGACCAGGGUAAAACAACUGUGAUGUCCAGAGUAUUACAACCUACCGAAGGGUCUCGCAUCAUCUGACUAUUCAGUGGCUUUAAGUCAACUAUGUAACUUGAUUAUGUCCAUUUUUAAUGCACAUGCGAUCAUAAGCAGUUAUGCCAUUGCCUAAUGUGGAUGGCAGGUCAUUUUCCCAUUGUAAGAACUUAACUGCCAUUGCUACGCUCCCGUCAUGCCUAAUGGUAGGUAACCCACGGGGAAAGUGAACCAUACACUCUGUAACUCUGUUACAUUGCCUUUAUUAUUAUUCAUUAUCUUAUUAUUAGGUAUUACAUUUUCGAAAUAUUGUUUACUCACAGGCCACUAAUGUGGA
Messenger RNA from Amphibalanus amphitrite, 1396 nucleotides. RefSeq names its product mitochondrial fission process protein 1-like. Bases 34 to 564 code for a protein of 176 amino acids. The transcript is spliced from 4 exons. Gene Ontology annotation, cellular component: mitochondrion. NCBI's taxonomy places the organism in Eukaryota, Metazoa, Arthropoda, Thecostraca, Balanomorpha, Balanidae. The record is from RefSeq and is a predicted model, not a curated record. Gene Ontology annotation, biological process: mitochondrial fission.